Erigeron canadensis is the source of this 2170-nucleotide messenger RNA. RefSeq names its product exocyst complex component EXO70A1-like. Gene Ontology annotation, biological process: exocytosis. Gene Ontology annotation, molecular function: phosphatidylinositol-4,5-bisphosphate binding. The transcript has a single exon. Bases 1 to 2010 code for a protein of 669 amino acids. The record is from RefSeq and is a predicted model, not a curated record. Gene Ontology annotation, cellular component: exocyst. Lineage: Eukaryota; Viridiplantae; Streptophyta; Magnoliopsida; Asterales; Asteraceae.
AUGGAACAUCUCAUACUCACCAGGGAUCUUCUCAACACUAGUUUACACCAAUCAAGACAGAUUGACUUUGAGAUUCACAAAACUGCUGCCAAUGUCACCCGUAUCAAUCAUGCAUUUCCAUCUUUGGAAGCAGCGAUCAGAAAUAUGGCAUGCAAAUGUGCCACUUUUGGCAUCAGGAACCAUGUUGAUCGUGCACUUCCAACUGUUUCUGCGGUUUUCAAGGUCUCCCAAGUAGUAAAUGAGCUCGGGAAGUUGGUCUCAACCCACUCUGCCUCUGACCUCAAUCUCUACCUGUCCCUGGUGAAACGCUUCCGGCAGGCGCUUACACUUCUCACCAACACCUGCAAAUUAGCAAUCCCGUGGGUGGAAGAUGUCAAGCUAUUUCUCCUAGACGGGACCACAGACCUAGGUGUAGGUGUGGAUCAUGACCACCCUUAUCAAUCCAAUGUCUGCAAGACUCUACAUUUACUGGAGGAGUUGCAGGGAACAGAGGAGCGUUCCCUACUCGAUCAAGGGAUUCUAGGUGUUGCUUUCAAUAAGCUGGAAGAUGAAUUCAGACGUCUUUUAAUCCAUAACAGUUCGCCUCUUCAAGUUCCAUCGUACCUUUUCUCAUCUGGUGAUGAGGAAAGUGAUGCAUCUGAUCCAUUACCACCACCACCUUUGCCUUUUCCUAUUGUCCAGAACCUCAGAGCUAUUGCCGUGUGCUUUGCAUGUGACAACCAACUAGACCAGUGCAUGUCUAUAUAUAUCAAGGUCCGUAGCACAAUUGUUAAAGCAAGUUUACAAGGUCUUGAUUUAGGGUAUCUGGACAUCUCAUUAUCAGAAUUUGAUAGCGUGCAAGAGAUAGAAGGUUACAUAGACGAAUGGGGGAGGCAUUUGGAGUUUAUAGUGAAGCAUCUACUUGAACUGGAGUACACGCUUUGUCACCAGGUGUUUGGCCAACUAGAUGUGUGGACAGAUUGCUUCUCCAAGAUUGCACUCCAGUCAGGGAUACAGGGUUUUAUCAAAUUCGGGAAUACAGUCACAAAGGGUAAAAAAGAAGCAAUCAAGCUAUUCAAGCUGCUGGACAUGUUUGCAGCCCUCAACAAUCUGAGACAAGAUUUCAAUAGGAUAUUUGGUGGGACACCAUGUUCAGAAAUUCAAACACAAACCAGGGAUCUCAUCAAAAAGGUUGUAAAUGAGGCUUGCGAAAUUUUCCAGGAUCUCUCAGCACAAGUUGAGCUUCAAAGGCUAACAGACCCUCCUCCCGAUGGUUCCAUUCCAAAAUUGGUAAGCUUUGUAACAGAAUAUACCAACGAGUUGCUGGACAAUGAUUACAGACCUGUACUGAACCAAGUUAUCAAAAUCUACUCCAGUUGGUACGACAACAACAAAUUCACUAAGAGACUUGUCUCGCUUGAGGUUCACAACAUAGUAAAAUCACUGGAACGUAACUUAGUGACAUGGGCAAAGAGAUAUGAAGACACCGGUCUGUCUUAUAUAUUCAUGAUGAACACCAGUUGCUACUUUUCCAAACAUCUAACAGGUACAAAUCUAGGGGAUCUCAUGGGGGAAUCUUGGAUAAAACGACACCAGAAUCACGUGGAAUACUACGCAACACUCUAUCUGAGGGAGAGUUGGGGAAAGAUCUCAGCUCUGUUAGACAACAAUGACGGAGAUGUCAAGAAAAGAAUCAGAGGCUUCAAUGAAGCAUUUGAUCAAGUGUAUAGAAAACAAUCGGGGUGGGUGUUGUGUGAUAGAGGUCUCAGAUGGGAAACUUGCCAGCUAAUACUGCAAGUCAUAAUCCCUGUCUAUAAGAGACACAUACAAAAUUACUUGGCCUUGGUAGAAAGCGAGGUUAGUCCUAACAAGUACGUAAAAUACAGUGCAGAGAGCCUAGAAAGUAUGGUGACCUGCAUGUUUCAGCCAAAGUUGGAUAAGUAUGAAAACAGCACCAAGUAUACAAACUUGAUGGGUAAGAUCAAGAAUGUUGUUGCAGGUCGCUUCUCGCCAACAACUGCUGCAGCUUGAUUGAUAUUUCAUCCAGGCCAAGCCUUAGUUGCACAUAAUCAUGUACAUACUAGACACAAGUGUAGUACAUUAACAUAAUAUGUACAUUUAUUUAUAUAUAGCAAAGACAUAUCUGGUGACUUGCACACCUCUGAUAAAACAGUUUCAAUCAUGAUCUAAU